Clavispora lusitaniae ATCC 42720 is the source of this 2184-nucleotide messenger RNA. It is a transcript of the gene UTP8, whose product is annotated as Utp8p. The record is from RefSeq and is a predicted model, not a curated record. NCBI's taxonomy places the organism in Eukaryota, Fungi, Ascomycota, Pichiomycetes, Serinales, Metschnikowiaceae.
AUGAUGCCAGCAAUUCCUGGUUUGGGAGAGUCAUACUCCUUAACCGAGCUUCCUCGAAUCCCAGAUCUCAGUCUUCCCGAAAGAGUGGUGGUGUCAGAAUCACAAAAUGGCAAGCUGUACCUUUCCACAGAGACAAUAGACUUGGGAAUCUCCAAGCUGAUCAUAUCCAGCUAUGUUUUGAAGCCCACCCCAAAACUUUGCUGGUCCUAUCCAUUGUCCCCCAGUACUAUUGUCGACAGCAUGGAUGUAAAGGACUCAUUAUAUCUUGUCGGCUUGACUGAACGGAAAAAGAGCAAAUUAUUGAUGAUCCAAAAGACGGGUGACGAGUCCGUUGUCACCGGAGAAUUCCUGUUGAGUGUUCCAGCUGUUGCAGUGAAGUUUUCAUCUACUAAAAGUGCUUAUGUGCUUUUGAAAAACGGAGAUUUGGAGUUGUACAACUUUAGCAUUGAAGACAGCAUCAUUAUCGAAAAAGUCCCCGAGCUCACAAACUUAACUCAAGGCACUUCUAAAGCUAGUAGUGUUAUGUUCUCUCGCUUUAUUAGCGACCAUAACCUCAAAUACAACCACGACUUGUUCUUCUUCAUUUCCAGAAGUAACUCGAAACUCACAUACAGAUUGAUAGCUUUAGAGGGAACCAAAUCUUUUGAGCUAUACCAAACCAGCAUCCCCUUCUCUAAGCCAGAGAGUCUUUGCUUUGCCUACAGUGAUGGUACUGUCUACCAAUUUGACAAGAAGACCAAGACCAUCUCGUCGAGCUCGCUCAUGAAGCCACAAGAGACAUUGAAGUCUUUCAGCUUAAAAAACAUCAUUGGUAAAUCUAGUUCCAAAAGCUUGUUUUCCAUGACCUCUCCUUCUUCUGAGAGAAUAAUUUUGUCGCAUGAAUCACUGAUUUUCAUCAUCAGCUUCAAGUACGAGAGUGUCCUAGGCGAACACACUAACAACUCCCAUAAUCAGGUGUUUUUGACUUUCGCUCUUCCUGUUGCAGGUAACACAACUGAAACCCGCAACUCCUUUGCAUUGUACUUGAAUUUUGAAGAGAAGACGAAAACCUGCAAGUUAAAGCUGAUUCAGAUUGAUGUCGGUUUGAAUUUGUUGAGCGAGUCUCUUGGUAAAUCUCUUCACAACUCAUCGGAAAUUAAGUGGAAUGGUUUCCCUGCUUUGGAAGAUGAAAACAUGAUAGAAGCAAACAAGAAAAUUGUCAAAGAAUUAGAAAGGACGGACAAGAAUUUGUUGCAAGAUCAGGCACAAAAAAAUACUUCUGCUUUCGACUCACAUGUGGUGGAAUUUCUCAAAAAUGCUCCAUUAGAAGAGAAUACCACAUAUAAGUUCUCUUCUUUGACAGACAGAGUGGUCGACGCUAGAUUCAUCGAGUCAAUAUUAGCCAUGAUUUUUGAAAUUGAUGAAUCAGAAAGUGUUCAAAUCAUCAACGAAGAGUUUGUCCCACAAACAACAUUAACAUAUCUUUUUACACAUCCGUUGUACCCAGAAAAAUAUGCCAAGGGCUUGUUGAUGCUUUUGUCUCAAUUGAAUCAACCAGACUUAUUGAAGCAGGCUAUUGAUAACUGUGUGGGUCUCACUAUUGAAGAACUCACGCAAGAGUUGAUAAACUUGGUGGAAUUGUUGGACGAGAUGGAUGCAGAGGAAAAAGAGGAUGCUUAUUACAUCUCAUCGUUCUUGAAGGCCACUAUUAAUCGCUUACUGACGGACUAUUCCGUAGGGGAAAUCACGAGUAAGUUGCAAGAAAUUUUGAAUAUUGAGUAUGAAAGCGCCAACAAGAAGUUGGAACACUUGUUAAAUGCGUUAAUCGAUAUCAACAACAAUCAGUCAUGGACGUUAUUGCAAGCCGUCAUUGAUGUUGGUGGAUUAUUCAACUGGAGCUUGCCUACUGUCAACAAACUUAGCGAAGUCAUUGACGCUAAGGUUGAAGCAUUGACACAAAAUAGCUAUAACUUAACAUUAACGUCUCAAGCCGUUAUAGGCUUGCAAAAUGCUGGAAAGAAAGGCGCCAAGAAGUCCACACCUAAAGUUGUGGAUAACAUUCACGAGAUUAAUAACCAAAGAUUGCAGUUGGACGCCAUUUUAACAAUCAACAACAAUACCACCAACAAGAAGUUGAUGGUUGACGAAGGCAUUGAGCUCGCAAAGAAAAUUCCAACAUACUCGAGGGAAAAGUUGGUUUUGUAG